CCAAUAUGGCUGACGAAACGCGGUUGAUCUUGAAAGAGUUUUAGUUUUAUUCCUCUUUUGAUUGUUUGUCAGCAAACCUCCUCGAUCAUGGCGCUUCGUUGGAGAAAUUAUCCUUGCUCUCUGCUUUUGAUGAGAAAACCAAAUGAUUCGCUUAGGAGGCACCUCAGUUCUCAGGUUGAUCUACGAAAUAUGCGCUUAGCUUGUGUUGAGUUACGAAAGAUCAUAGGGCUUAUCGAGAAAUUAGGCAGAAACUCGCCAUACAAGCUCAAUGUGAGGCAGAAAUUUGCAAGACAAGUCAGUUGCGAAUGAAACAUUAGCAUGAAAGCGCAUUCAAGCCAUCACACCUUUAAUUUUUCCCCACCCCUUCAAGACGAUCUCCUUUCCCCUUUCCUACCCCCUUCCUUCUCUAUUAUAAAUGAGGGAAAAUCAGUUGAUUUAGAUUCAUUAUUUUCUUUCCUAACAAAAAUUUAAUGUUGAGGCAAAGAGAGAAGAGUAUGAAUGAAAGAUAAAUAUCUCCCAUCUUACCUCUACAGGACUCCCAAGAAAGGAAAGUUAUUUUUUCUGGAAUCCAACCCACUGGAACAAUGCACAUUGGAAACUACCUGGGGGCAAUUAGGAACUGGGUCUCAUUACAACAUGGAGAAAAGGACAUGGUCCUGUACAGCAUUGUGGAUUUACAUUCCAUCACCAUUCCACAAGAUCCUGUGAAACUGAGACAGGGUAUCAGAAAUAUGGCUGUAUAUUUAUUGGCUUGUGGAGUGAAUCCAGAGAAAAGUAUCCUCUUUCAGCAGUCUCAGGUGAAGUUGCUGGACUUUUAUUGAAAUUUUUAGACUGAUGGAUUAACAACCCUGUUUGUUGGGUAAUCUGCAAAUUACAGGGUUCCUCUUUCACUUGAAUGUGUGUUCUUGCUUGUAUUGAUAUACAUGAAAAAAUUAUGAGCUUCUGAUUGGUUGAUGACUAGUGCAUUUUUCAUGUAAAAGAGUGCAGAUUCAAAGAACAAGUGCAAAGCUAUAAUACAAGUGUAAAUUACAAAUAACCCAGGUACAAUAUCAAAAUUCCAACUGUUUUUUACUUUGUAGGAUGCUUUUUUUCAUAUAAACUAUUUAUAGGGAAUAACAUGAUUUCUUGUGCUAUUUGGUGUAAAUAAGUAUUUGUAAAUUUUUCAAAGACUACAAAUUGUACUCUCCCUAAAGGUUUGUACAAUUUUGUUGUCUCUGAAAACUUUACUCAUGUCUAUGAACAUCAAAUUGCACUUGAAGUCAUGUUAUUACCUAUACCAACUACUCUCUCAGUGUCUUGGCUAUUUUUCAUGCCCAGCUCCCCACUCAAAACCUGAUACAAAGGUAAAAGUGUCAGGCAACUGAGAAGUUCCAAGAAUAUUGUUUAUAUAGUUUGUUUUUUAAAUGGGUUGGCCACACAAAACUUGAUUAGAAUUUAUAAUUUGUAUUUUUUGAACAUUUUCUCAAGGUCUCACAACAUGCAGAGCUUGCUUGGAUUUUAGGAUGUAUGGCCCGCACAGGGUUCUUAAAUCGUAUGCAUCAGUGGAAGGUAACCAUAAAAGUAAAACUGAAAUCUUUUAUUAUCAAAUUUGUAAUUUAUCUUUCUUGCUGCAACUAUUUAGUCAGUAAUGAUAUGGCUUGGUCCUACAAACAUAUAAGGGAAGUAUAUGAAUUAAGGUUAAUUGUCAGAAAGUUUUGAAGUUGUUAGCCUUAACAUAAAGAAUAAGGCAAGGUUGCCAUCUUUUGCUUAUUAGAAGCAUGUGAGGAAUACCCAGUUGAACAGAGUAGGCUGACAGCUUUUGACAACCUUUGCAUGGCAAUAUAAGAAAUGUUAAUUAUUUCCUCAUGUGUUUGGUUUCUUUAUCUCAGACCAAAGCAAGUGAAAACAGAGAAAAAAGUUGUUUGGGAUUAUAUUCAUAUCCUGUGCUAAUGGCAGCUGAUAUUCUUUUGUACAAGUGAGUUUCUCUAAAAAGUAAAAAACUUGGAUCAUGACAUUUUAACUUACCUUUUGGAGUCUUGUAAAAAAGAAAAAACAAAUUAACAAUAUUUUAUUUUCUUCCAGGGCAAGUCAUGUCCCUAUUGGUGAAGAUCAGGUGCAACACUUGGAACUUGCCAGAGAACUUUGUCGUCAGUUUAACAACACCUUUGGAAACUUUUUUCCUUUCCCAAAAAGUAUUCUAGGUAUUUUCAACUUAGAUUACUUGUGGUAUGCUAGCUGGAAUGUAUUGUUGUAACUUGGUACUUGUCUGACCUUCGAACUUGUAAAACCCUCCUGGUAAAGUAAUGAGCAUGCAGAGGAAUAGAAAAAGACCUUGUUCUUUCUUCUUUUUUGCAGUAGUUCAUUUUAACAUAUUUUAACAUAGUUAACAUAUUUUUUGUUAUUUUUAUAACUCACACUUCACACUUGUUCCUUAAAGUUUUUACAAAAAUGCCCAGGAAGCUGACAUACUAUUACUUUCAACAGACAAUUGUCCUCGGGUGAUGAGUUUACGGGAUGGCAGCAAAAAAAUGAGCAAAUCAGAUCGUAAUGAAAUGUCAAGAAUUGAACUAACUGAUUCCGCAGACCUUAUUGAAAAAAAGAUUCAAAAAGCAGUAACAGACUCUGAAGAUCACAUCAGUUAUGAUCCAAAAGCAAGACCAGCUAUGUCAAAUCUGAUCAAUAUUUAUGCUGACUUCAGUGGGUUAACAACUCAAGCUGUGUGUGGGAAAUAUGACAACAUGGAAAAAUGCAAGAGUGUAUUUAAAGCUGAUCUUACAGAGCUUGUUGUAAGCAAGUUAACUCCUGUGCAGGAAAAUAUUAUGAGGAUUCAACAGGAUGUGGUAUAUGUAGAUAAUGUUCUACAAACUGGUGCAGAUCAAGCAAGGAACAUUGCAGUAGUAAACUUAUUGACAAUCAAGGAGAUGCUUGGGCUUCAAUGA
Molecule: messenger RNA, 2918 nt
Organism: Pocillopora meandrina
Lineage: Eukaryota; Metazoa; Cnidaria; Anthozoa; Scleractinia; Pocilloporidae
Source: the annotation of a GenBank genome assembly